UCCUCUUCUGAUUCACCCCAGAUGAGCUUUACUCAGUCUGAUAACCCUCUCGAGGUCGAAGGUUCGUGUAGACUAAGCAGGCGGGAAGGAGAGGAGGAUCAUUCAGAGACCGCACACGCGCAUUCUUCUGCUGUGUGGAAAUGAGUAACGCGAAGAUGGGCUUCUCUGUGCGGGACAUUCUGAAUCUGAGGGAUGUGGAUGAUGAGGAGGAGGACACUGAAGAUGAAGAUCCACCCGCAGCUUCUCAGAGCCCAUCAGGAGCUGAGACGCAGUCCUCCGCGAGGAAUUCACUUUGGGAGGGAACUCCGGCUGCUUAUCAAUAUCCAUCAGCCGGGGGCUCUUCAGACCAAGCGGACACUGAAGAAGGGUCGCGCAGACCUGAGAGCAGAGCACCCUCAGACGAGCCCGACAGGAAGAGAAGGAUGAGGAAGAGGAGAGUGCUGUUCUCCAGAGCGCAGACCUGUGAGCUGGAGCGCCGCUUCAGGCAGCAGAGGUACCUGUCCGGACCUGAGAGAGAGCAUCUGGCCCGCAGCCUGCACCUCACGCCCACCCAGGUGAAGAUCUGGUUCCAGAACCACAGGUACAAGAUGAAGAGGGCAGAGCGGGGCCGGGACCUGGCCGUAUCCACACUGCUGAGGGACCACAGGCCCUGCCGCAGCACUAAACCUCAGGACCUCAGUGCCCCCUUUCACACGGGACUACAGUUUCCAUUCGGAGUUCAACACUUCCACCCCAUCCACUUCAGCACCAGCCUGGUUCACGUGCAGCCAUGGUCCUGGUGA
This is a messenger RNA of Pygocentrus nattereri (red-bellied piranha), 782 nucleotides long. RefSeq names its product NK2 homeobox 2b (gene nkx2.2b). Gene Ontology annotation, cellular component: nucleus. Gene Ontology annotation, molecular function: DNA-binding transcription factor activity, RNA polymerase II-specific; RNA polymerase II cis-regulatory region sequence-specific DNA binding. Gene Ontology annotation, biological process: cell differentiation; regulation of transcription by RNA polymerase II. NCBI's taxonomy places the organism in Eukaryota, Metazoa, Chordata, Actinopteri, Characiformes, Serrasalmidae. Bases 141 to 782 code for a protein of 213 amino acids. The transcript has 2 exons. The record is from RefSeq and is a predicted model, not a curated record.